CACUCAGCACGUCGUUCGUGGUUCGACUUGUCAAGACUGUUUUCCAAAGAUGGCUUGUCCCUUGACCAACUGCUAGUGGGUCAUACUAGACCUUAAGAGAACAUCUUAAUAAAAUAGCUAAGUUUAUGCAACUCGCCUCUGACCACCUUUUUAGGUGGACUCAGUCGUGGGUUCCGGGUGUGCAUCCAAGAUCUAAAAACAGUGUUCCGAUUAUCCAAAUAAACUAAAUUCUGACGUCAAGUGUGCACCAAUAGUUUGAAAGCACCAUUGUUCAUUUGAUAGUCGACCUCCCUGCUUUUCUCCAUAAUUUGAUCAUCAAUUGAAAAAUUAUUAUUGCCACAGGUACUAUAAAUUAUAUUAAUUUAAAUUCUGUUCACCACCUAUAUACCCCAGACAGUAAUAGUGCAUGCGGCAAAUAGUCCUCAGUUUUGUAAAUAAAAAUCAGGAAAGGAAAAGAUGAGGUAGAGAGGAAGCUAUACAUUGCAGUUAUAUUAGUUCAGAAAUCGCACACUUCACCUUAACUCUUACAUAAUUAUGUAUGCAAAUAAGUGUACAGUACGGUGUUAUCAUCAUCAUAGAGUCUGGAUUUCAAUUUAGAAUCAGUAUCAUAGUUGUAAAGAUCUGAAAAUAUAGUAGAUAGGAUGUUACAGUCCAUGCUCUAAUUGCAUAAAUGAUCUCAUGCUUGCAGAUAGCUACACUGGAAAAGGAAAAAGUGCUGGAGGAGCUACAAAAGGUCAAGCAAACGAAAAUGCAAGUGAUCUCUGGAAACGAGGGAACUCUGGAAUUUGCUACCAAGAAAACAGUCCAGAAUUCGAAUGCAUUUGAAAUACACACACAUCAAAUGAUGAGUGACAUCACUGACACAAUACUCAGGAGAAGCUCGAUUGAUAAAGGCAGGUCUGGUAAAAGCCAGACUGUUACAUUCAAUAUCAAUGAUUCCGAGUCCUCCAUCGAUCCCGCUUCAGUCUCGCCUAUAGCAAGUAAAUCGAAAGGGCUAAAAAUGGAGUCUUCCUCCUACAAAAUUCAAGGUCUCAGAGGACGGAUAAGUAUUAAAAAGUUAAUAAAAACUAAAAUGAUUACUCAGGAGAUUGCACUCAAGUUGCAAACAGGCCUCAUCACUAUGGAGGAGAUAGAAGCAUCUCUUGCUCCGUUUGUUGGUAAACCGUCCUCAAUUGCAGGUGUGUACAUGGAGUCGAGCAAGAAAAAGCUGUCCUUCCUCGAUGCUGUUUCAGAAGGGUUACUAUCUAGAACAUAUGCCAUUGAGUUUUUGGAAGCUCAAGCGGCCACGGGAUACAUUAUUGAUCCUAUGACAGGUGAAGGUUACUCUCCUUCAGAUGCUUUUGAGAAAGGUAUCAUUACCGAGGAUCUCAAAGACAAAAUAAGUGAUGCUUACAAAGCAGUCAGUGGCUUUCCUCAUGCUGGGAAGAUUCUGUCAGUGUUUCAGGCUAUGGAGGAGAGAAUUCUAGAUAGACAUAGAGGGAAAGCGAUCAUAGAAACUCAAAUCGCUACUGGAGGUUUGAUUCAUCCAUUGAUUGGAAGUAGAGUACCCAUGGAUUGUGGACUAGAGCAGGGGCUCGUAAAUCAAAGCACCCUGCAAAGUCUCUAUGAUCCAGUUAGUAACCCAAAAGAUUUCCACUACCCAGACACAGGGCAGAAGGCAUACUACAGCGAACUGCUCCGAAUCUGUGUAUAUGAUGUCAAUGGUGGAGUAUACCUUCUUCCUUUUGGUGACCAGCAUCUCUUCACCCUCUCACCUUCCAGCAAACACAGAAUAUCGGUCAUCAACACUUCUAAUGGUGCGCAGAUGUCAGCCUAUGAAGCAUUUAAGGCCGGUCACGUUGACAAGAGAACUUACUUGUUUCUCUCAAGACAAGAGAGCGAAUGGCAAGAGAUCACAAUCAUGGACUCAAGUAGGAAUCUUCUACACAUCCUAACUGACCCUAAGACUGGGCGGCAGCUUUCCAUUGAAAAUGCCCUUAGUCUGAAAAUCCUCCAAACGGAAGAGCUCAGUAGCUACCGGAGUGGUCAGCUCAGCAUUUCAGAGUUUGCUGAUCUUCUGAUUUCCAGAAGAGUUGUCUUUAAAGUUUCCAACGGUCCUGUCGCUGGACUCUGGGAUGUUUCUUUGAAGAAACGACUCCCGGUUUUCAAAGGGCACCAGCUGAACCUUGUGGACCGACUCACCGCGUUGAGGUUACUAGAAGCCCAGGCUUGCACUGGAGGCAUCUGCGACCCGGCAUCUGGCGAAAGGGUUCUGAUUACAGAAGCACUACAUCGAGGACUCUUGGAUGAAGGUUUCGCCAGACAGAUCCAGCAAUGUGAGCAAGCCUACUAUGGUAUCAUUCACCCUCAAAAUGGAAAGACUUUGACUGUGGCUCAGGCAAUGCAAGAGAACCUUUUCCCAAAGGAUGUUGCCGUGAGGUGUCUUGAGUUUCAACUGGCAACCGGUGGGCUCAUAAACCCAGAGAGCCAAGAGAGAGUCUCAUUGGAGGAUGGCAUACAGAAUUGCUUGAUCGACAAAGCAACUGCUGCACAUCUUCAACAUUACAAUUCCCAUUUGAAAUGUAUCACUUGCCCCAAAACCAAGCGGAAAAUGUCUUUCAAGGAGGCGCUAGAAAAGAGUGUCUUUGACAGCCACACUGGGUUUGUUCUUCUUGAAGUAACAAAGCCCCAUAGCACUGGCAAUACUUCUUUCCAAUACUUCUGGACCUAUCGGCACUUCUGAUGUGCUAAAACCGGGGCAUAUUUUGCUGAAUGUUUUGUAAAUUGGCAUAGCUAGUAUAUUAGCAACCCUUUGUGGUGGCACAUUAUCUAGUAUAGAAGAAUAUAUAUUUUAAUCCUGAAAGAAAAAAAAACAUAGUGGUCAAAAUGGUGAAAAUGGGAUUCUUUAAAAUACAGUGGUGUGAAUAAGUUUUGACCCCCAUGCUAAAGUUGCCUAAAAAG
Pimephales promelas (fathead minnow) is the source of this 2940-nucleotide messenger RNA. RefSeq names its product plectin-like. Lineage: Eukaryota; Metazoa; Chordata; Actinopteri; Cypriniformes; Leuciscidae. Gene Ontology annotation, molecular function: structural molecule activity. Gene Ontology annotation, biological process: intermediate filament cytoskeleton organization; skin development; wound healing. The record is from RefSeq and is a predicted model, not a curated record. Gene Ontology annotation, cellular component: plasma membrane; intermediate filament; cytoskeleton.